AUGGCUCAAUCUUCCAAGCUUCAAUCUAUUUUCCUCCUCCUCCUUGUUGCUUUCAUGUUGCUUGUAGAUGUCUCAAUUGCUGGUGGGGAAGGAUCUCUUACCAAAGCAGAAUGUCCUAAAGCAUGCAAGUAUCGAUGCUCAGACACACAAUAUCGGAAUGCAUGCCUGGAAUUCUGCAACUUGUGUUGUAAGAAAUGUCUGUGUGUUCCUUCUGGAACAUAUGGUCAUAAAGAGGAAUGUCCAUGCUAUAACAAUUGGAAGACCAAGGAGGGUGGUCCAAAGUGCCCUUGA
Messenger RNA from Vitis riparia (riverbank grape), 291 nucleotides. Its product is annotated as gibberellin-regulated protein 12-like. The record is from RefSeq and is a predicted model, not a curated record. NCBI's taxonomy places the organism in Eukaryota, Viridiplantae, Streptophyta, Magnoliopsida, Vitales, Vitaceae. The transcript has 3 exons. Bases 1 to 291 code for a protein of 96 amino acids.